This is a messenger RNA of Oncorhynchus kisutch (coho salmon), 1858 nucleotides long. RefSeq names its product leukotriene B4 receptor 1. Gene Ontology annotation, biological process: positive regulation of cytosolic calcium ion concentration; cell chemotaxis; G protein-coupled receptor signaling pathway. The transcript has a single exon. Lineage: Eukaryota; Metazoa; Chordata; Actinopteri; Salmoniformes; Salmonidae. Gene Ontology annotation, molecular function: C-C chemokine binding; C-C chemokine receptor activity. The coding region runs from base 126 to 1184 and encodes 352 amino acids. The record is from RefSeq and is a predicted model, not a curated record. Gene Ontology annotation, cellular component: membrane; external side of plasma membrane.
GAUCUUUUUUUCUGUCUGAGUAUGUACACCAGAUAGAAGGCACGUAAUGCGAGGUGAGGCAAGGCGAUCGGCAGCAUCAACCAGAACCGUUCGAUCAUCAGCUGUCUUCAGCUUCAGAGUCCACCAUGGCUCCUGAUGAGUUUCCUGGCGGGACAGUGGUGGCCUGUGUGAUCCUGGGCCUGUCGUUCCUGGUGGGGGUCCCGGGGAACCUGCUGGUGAUCUGGACCAUCCUGAGGCACGUCCAGCAGCGCUCCCACACCGUGGUGCUCAUCCUCCACCUGGCUGCUGCAGACCUGCUGGUGCUCAUCACCCUGCCCCUGUGGAUCUACUCCCUGGCCCGCUCCUGGGUGUUCGGGGAGGCAUCCUGUAAGGCCAUGGUGUACGUCAUCAACACCUGCAUGUACAGCAGCGUCUUCCUCAUCACCCUCAUGAGCGUUGAGCGCUUUGUAGCUGUGCGACACCCCUUUGCCUCAGCCGGCUGGAGAAGGAAGAAGGCCUUGAAUAAAGUUCUUCUUGUUCUGUGGGUUGCUGCGUUCCUAUUCAGCACCCCAGUCUUUCCCACCCAGGUGGUGGAGGGGGACCCUGGGGAGGAGCAUUGCCUGUACAGGGACUACACCUCAGACGGCCAGGAGGCUGUGUGUGUUCUACUGGAGACGCUGGUGGGCUUUGCUGUCCCCUUUUGCAUUCUUGUGGUCUGCUACAGCUGUCUCUACAGCCGCAUCGCACAGAUUACCUUUAAGUCCAAGCGCAAGUCCAUGGGGUUGAUUGCAAGCAUGGUAGUGGUGUUCGCAUUAUGCUGGACCCCUCACCACGUCGGCAACGUGCUCUCCCUCGUCAUCCUCACCAUCAAGGGGUCCCACCGAGAGGCCGCAGCGAGUAUAGAGAGCGUCAGAACCACCAUGACUUUCAUUGCUGGAGCGCUCGUGUUCAUCAGUAGUUCGGUCAACCCUUUGCUCUAUGUGUUUGUGGCGCGUACGUUCCGGAGUUCCCUGAGGGAGACAGGCAUUCAGAAAUUGUUCUGGCACAUCUCAAGCACAGCUCCCGGAGAGGGGACUAAAGAACUGUUCUUUGUGACCAAGAGACCAAGCAUCUCUCAGACACAGAGCCACAGCUCCCAGUGUGUCACAGAGCCUAAGGAACAAAUGGAUGUACUUGUAAAUAUAUGUGAAAAUGUUUCUUCCUGAGAUUGAAAAUGAUGUUUAUCACAUCUUUGAUAAAGAUUUUUGUGUGUAAAUUACAAAGUUUGAUUUGUCACAUUGUUUCUAUAUGUUAAUUAACUUAAAAUGUAGAAUAGCAAUUGUUAGUAAUGUCUGUGUCAAACAUAAUGCAUAUAAAAACAUUAAAAUAGGUUUUGUAUAUCAUUUUACCUGUAGUGAAUUUGAAUUAACAUUUGAAAUACUUUUUAACAUAUACACAUUUUUCUAUGUAGGCCCCACUGUGUUAGACACAUUUUUCUAUGUAGGUCCCACUGUGUUAGACACAUUUUUCAAUGUAGGUCCCACUGUGUUAGACACAUUUUUCUAUGUAGGUCCCACUGUGUUAGACACAUUUUUCAAUGUAGGUCCCACUGUGUUAGACACAUUUUUCUAUGUAGGCCACACUGUGUUAGACACAUUUUUCUAUGUAGGCCCCACUGUGUUAGACACAUUUUUCAGUUGUGGUAUAAUGCUCAUUUCAUGCUCAAAUGUUUUUAUAUUCCAUGUGCCACAGAAGAAAGAGCUUCAUAGAAAAAAAAAACAUAGUGUCACUGUAUAUGUUUGUCUGAAGCUAUAUGAUAUGAGUAUAAUGACUGAGUGUACUGUAUGUAUUCAGCUGCUUAUCUUGAGGCCUUGCUUCAAUACAUUUAUUUUAGACCCUC